Zeugodacus cucurbitae (melon fly) is the source of this 1715-nucleotide messenger RNA. RefSeq lists its product as uncharacterized. The record is from RefSeq and is a predicted model, not a curated record. Bases 324 to 614 code for a protein of 96 amino acids. The transcript has 4 exons. Lineage: Eukaryota; Metazoa; Arthropoda; Insecta; Diptera; Tephritidae.
UUCGCUUUGACAAACACUUGCAAACACUUCUAUCAAAAACACAAAACAAAGUGGAUUGCAUAUUAAUAUAUCCGCCAUUAAGGACUAUUAUAAAAGCUAAAAAAGAAAAUAACGAUUUUAAACGUUUAUACUUGGUUUAAUAUAAGUUUCAAAACAGCAACAACGUUAACAGAACUUAACAUUAUAAGCACGUAAAGCACUUAAGAAGUCAUUGGUAUUUUGGCAAUUAGGGGGCGUGAAGGUUGCGGCAUAACAUAACAAUUUGUUACGUACUUCUUAGAGAAAACCAUAUAGCGGCAGUGUAAGGAGUUUUCAUAACAGACAUGACGCCCUUCGAUGAUUUCGCGUAUCUGAUUAAUCAUGUAUUGUUGGGCGAUGAACCGACGAUCGAAGAUUUCAUACUGCUGGUGGGUACGUUGGUGGCCUUUAUAGCGUUUAUACUCUGGUGUUGCUUUCCCAUACAACCGAAGGAUGGCACCAAUCAUCGACAAUUCUCUUGCAAAUCCCUACAAAAUUCACUAGAAUCCGCACAGGUGCAUAGCAGUUAUAGCAAAUUGGCGUAUAAUGAAUACACAAUGAAAAGCGGCGGUCAUGUCUACCAUUGUUGCACUUAAUUGGCAAGGGACUACGUGUAGUCUACGUGUGUGCGUUAAACUUGAACAAUUAACAAAGUAAUACUUUUUCAAAUUUAUGCGUUAGUUGUAGCGAAGCAAAAAAUUAAGAAAAAUAGACGCGCUAAAGUAUUUAGCCUAGUAAAACAAAAUGAAUUUCAAGGAAAGAGUGAGCCAACUAACCAAAAUGCAGGUAAAAGAACACGUAAAAACGAAAAGCAAGCAAAAAGUGCUAAAGGACUUCUAUAAAAGCAUAUUUAUUAUAGUUAUUUUUAAUACAUUGAAACAAUUUAAAGCAGUCAAAGUCAGAUAUAUUGCCUAUACAUUUAAAUUAAUUUAUUUAUUUAGUAAUAGUGGUAGUAUGGCAUAAUAAGUAUAAUAUAUUAAGGUUAUAAUUUAGUUGAAAACAAAGGCUGAGCCUCGCUAAAGCGAUGUUCGUAAUGUAAAAUGAACUUUAAAUGACAAAGCAUGUUUGAUUUAAUUUUUUCGGAACAUGCAAUUUCGCUGCUAUUUGAAAACGCGUGUGUAAAUAAAAUACUACAAUAGUAAUAAAUGCAUUGAUUAAUGAAUAACACACACAAACAUACAUACAGUACAUAUAUACUACAUUUAAUACAUACACACAUAUAUACACGAUACCAAAUGAAACAAAAAAAAAAAACUUUUGAACACUAAAUAUGUCUUAAGUGUAAGGAAUUUUUUGCUGAAGGUCAUUUUAUUUAUUAUUUUAUGUUUUAUAAUUUAAAAGGCGCAUUUUAUAAGCGCAGACAACAUAUGUAUUUUUUUAUUUAACUUGUAUGUUACUUAAAUUUAUAUUAUUUUAGUAUUUAGCUAAUGUACUGAUUAUACGAACAAAGUGUGUCAUAACCUCAAUUUUUAUUACAAAGUCUCGAGAAGAAUAGUAUUUCUUUUUUAACACUGUAAAUAACCGCACAUUUUCUUCUACUUGCUUAGCUUAUUUAUUGUUUAUAUACACUUGCCUUUUAAAAAUGUUGCCUUUUUUGUUAAUAAAAUUUAAUUGAAAUAUUUUUAGAUUUAAGAAUUUGCUUAGUUAAUUUGUUUGAUAAAUAAUUUUUUAAUGCAAUUAAAAGUUAAAUGAGAAAA